Molecule: messenger RNA, 1632 nt
Organism: Coniophora puteana RWD-64-598 SS2
Lineage: Eukaryota; Fungi; Basidiomycota; Agaricomycetes; Boletales; Coniophoraceae
Product: amino acid permease
Exons: 11
Coding region: 1-1632 (543 amino acids)
Biological process (GO): amino acid transmembrane transport
Cellular component (GO): membrane
Molecular function (GO): amino acid transmembrane transporter activity
Source: RefSeq, a predicted model, not a curated record
AUGGACAAUGCGCACUCGCUCGAGAAAGGGGACGACUUCGACCCGAAGGAGCAGGGGACCGUGACCAAGCAGCUGCAGUUGAGCCGUGAGCUGAAGAAUCGACAUGUUGCCAUGAUCAGUAUUGGAGGCGUCCUUGGAACUGGUCUGUUCCUUGGUAGCGCAACGGCCUUGCGGGAUGCUGGCCCGGUCGGCGCCCUUCUUGGUUACAUUUUCACUGGUACCAUUGUCUACUGCGUCAUGAUCUCGGUAGGAGAGAUGAUAACGCUUCUUCCCAUUGCUGGUGGGCCUGUCAACCUCGCAGAACGCUUUGUGGACCCUGCACUGGGCUUUGCGUAUGGGUGGUGCUGGAUGUAUACUUGGACGCUCGCGCUGCCCGCCGAAUUGUCUGCGGCUGCAACGCUGAUUGACUUCUGGCAUCCUGGCGUGAACAAUGCCGUAUGGAUCACCGUGUGCCUCGCCGUGGCAAUCGCAAUUAACAUGAGCGGCGUCGGCGUGUACGGCGAGAGCGAGUUCAUCUUCUCGUCCAUCAAGGUCAUCACCAUCGUCGUCCUCAUUAUCCUCGGCAUUGUACUCGACCUCGGUGGUGGACCGACGCACGACCGCAUAGGUUUCCGGUACUGGAAGAACCCUGGGCCGUUCGUGCAGUACAACGGCAUCCAGGGCAACACGGGACGCUUCAUCGGCUGGUCACGCGUCUGCAUUCAGGCCGCGUACUCAUACGCUGGCACUGAAUCGGUCUCGAUGGCUGCAGCGGAAACAAAGAACCCACGUCGUAACUUGCCCAAGGCGAUUCAACGGGUGUACUUCCGUAUCUUGGUUUUCUACAUCGGCGGCGUCACCAUCAUGGGCUUGCUCGUCCCAUUUGAUAACCCGGGUCUGAACUUGAGCGCCUCUAACGCGUCCGCCUCUCCUUUCGUCAUUGCUAUCAACAAUGCAGGUAUUAAAGGACUGACAUCUGUCAUCAACGCCGCUCUCCUCACAGCUGCCUGGUCAGCCGCAUCUAGCGAUCUCUACCUCUCCUCUCGUGGUCUCUAUGGCAUGGCCACCGCCGGCAACGCGCCCAAGGUUUUCGCGCGUACCAUCCGCGGCGGCUUCCCGUACGUCGCGGUGUCGUUCUGCGCGUGCUUCGCGCUCCUCGCGUAUAUGAGCGUCAGCUCCGCGUCCGGCGAAGUCUUCACCUGGCUCUCCUCGUUCACGGGCACUGCCAACACGUGGAGCUGGUGCGCGAUCGGCAUCACGUAUCUGAGGUUCAGGAAGGGGUUCCGGGCACAGGGUAUCGACGAGAGCAAGCUUGUGUAUCGCAGCAAGCUGCAGCCGUAUGCAGGGUGGUGGGUUGUUAUUGGGACGGGACUGUGUUUGUUUGUGCGUUUUUUCAGCGGUUACCAGGUCUUCCUCCGUGAUAGCUGGGAUACGCCCACGUUUAUCACCACUUACUUGCCUGUCGUUGCGCUCCCCAUCCUGUGGAUUGGGUGUAAACUCAUUCGGAAAACCAAGUUCAUCCACGCGAUGGACAUGGACUUUGUCAGCGGCUUGGCCGAGAUUGACGCUCUCGACGUUGAAGAACCACCUCCGAAGAACUGGGUCGAGAGGUUGUGGGCGUGGCUCGUGAGUAUACCCUUCAUCUGGGCUUGA